CACUGACUCAGUCCGACUCCAGUCGCUCAGCCGCUGUUCGCCUUACUUGCUAAAAUAUAAACUUAUAUUGUAAGGAGGUCUUAUCGAAACGAACGAAAAAUAAACGAUAAAAAAACUGCAUAAAUAUAUGAAAAAAUAAUGUUUUUAGUGAGUUAAGUGUUGUCAAGUUGUGUAAGUUAGUAAGUUCGUGAAUCUGUGUUUGGUUGAAGUGUUCGCUCGAGUCCCGUUGGCCCGUGAUACCGAGUUUGCGUGAGAGGAUAAGUGCUGUUGGUGUGUGGCUGUUUUUGAUAUCAAUAUGAAGCACGAGAAAUGACCAUGUGUAAGCUCAAGAAAUCAGUUAACGACAUAACAUUGGAAUGACAGUGAUACAAUAGAGCCGCAAAAUGUCGCAGUCAGCGCUGGGCCUCGGCGGGGAGCGGAGGUACUCGGUGCCGUCCAACCCGCUGAUGCACGACCAUCGGGGCAUGCACUCUGAGGACCUGCAUGCCUGGUCGAUUUACAGGCAAAACCUGAACUCGGACUUCACUGACAGUGCAUUGGGGAGCACGGACAAGAGCCCACUGCCUUAUGGGAACUUCCAGCUGAGGGAUACUACCGUACAGUCCAUAUUAUCGCAUCCUCGAUAUGGACCUAAAUCGGCGCUCGGCUCCAAUAUGUAUACGUACCUGAAGUUCGGGCUACCUCGGGUGUUUCCGCCGAACCACAACGGAUCCCAGCGGUCUGGUACUCCUAAGCCGAAGACUUCCAUUGGAAGUGGCAUGAAACCAGUGCCCAGGAUCCAAAGGCAAAGUCGAGGUAUGCGAGAAACUUCAUCAGGAUACGACAGUUCGGACAACGAGACCACCACAAACUAUAAGUACAGUCGAAAGUAUCGCUCUGACCCGGAUUUUAGGAUGCAAAACGUACAUCCUUCUCUGCAGCCUAAUACCGGCGUCCCAGUAGUAGCGAUGCAGCAAGCAGGAAUCCGCGGCGACGGCCAGUGGACGAACUCGCGCCACAAGUCCGUCAGUGAAGCAAACCUGCUCGGUAUAGACGCGCGACCACAACGCACACACUACAGCAAUAGGAGAAACAGUGUCGCUGAUUAUGUGCCCGAUGGAGACCACCAAAGCUACUUAAUGUCACCUUCGCACCUGGGCGGUCGCAUGUCUAAGGCCGGCAGCCACAUGUCUAUCGCACAGUCUAGGAAACACUCCACACUGAGACCGGGAGACCACCUAGACGGAUACACGCAUUCCGCGUAUAUUUACCCUAAUUAUUAUGUAAACAGUUUAGAAAUAACAGCGCCAGAAAACAAGUCAACUCUUUUAGUAUCUGGGCUAAGCUUCGAGGUGAAGUCGGGAGAAAUCCUGGCUGUAUUAGCAACAUCCCAUCACGAAGCUACAGGACUAUUAGAUGUUCUAGCUGGUGUACGAAAGAAACUGACGGGAGACAUAGUCAUCAACGGCCAGCCGGUUGCGUCAUCAACUCUUCGGAAGGUAGCCGCGUACGUACGUAAGGAUACAUCGCUAUGUGCCGCGAUGACAGUAGAACAUACCUUGAGGUUCCACGCUGCGUUGAGAAGACCCCGGAACAACGGACAAGUGAAGAUGGAUGACAGAGAUCGGAUAAACCUCCUAAUAGAAGAACUAGGACUCGAACAAGUCAGGGACACAAACGUGGGACGUUUAACUCGUUCCGAAAUCCGACGCCUGAACGUAGCAUGUCAACUUCUCUUAGACAUGGCCAUAUUAAUUCUUGAUCAACCCACAAAGGAAAUGGAUAUAUUUGACACCUUCUUCCUGGUGGAAUAUUUGAGGAAUUGGGCCAGUACUGGAAGAGUGGUUAUCAUGUCGCUGCAUCCACCUACUUAUGAGAUUUUUGCUAUGCUUACAAAGGUGGUUUUAAUAUCAGCCGGUAGAACGAUGUUCAGCGGGUACAGAAGGGAUAUGUUGCCAUAUUUUGCCUCCAUCGAUUAUCCCUGCCCUGCUUUCAAGAACCCCUCGGACUACUAUCUGGAUCUUGUCACACUAGAUGACCUAUCAGCGGCAGCGAUGCUAGAGUCUUCAGGGCGUAUCUCUGCGCUAGCGAACGUGUUCGCGGGAGCGCACGCAGCGCCCGAGCCGCCGCCGCCCGUGCCGCUGCCCGCGCCGCUCACCCGGCACAACGUGCUCGUGCAGGCCGCUGCGCUUAUACAAAAGAGUCUGUUAUACACACAAUCGACAACUAUAUCGAACGUGAUAACACGAGUACUCCUCGCGGCUGUCAUGUCGCUGAUCACGGGCGCCAUAUUUUGGGACCUUCCAUCCACAGACCCUGCGUUAACACAAAAUGACCGUGUAGGAUACCACUACACUGUAAUGUGCCUUACUGUGUGGCCGAUCCUUCUGUGGCUGAGUGCGAGAGAAGCGAGUUCCAUGCGACAUCACGUGGAAAGAGAUAUCGCCGUCGGACUGUACUCCAGAACUGUGUUCAUAUUGUUCGAUCAACUCCUAGAGGUAUGGUCAGCGUGUAUAACGUGGCUGGCGUACCUGGUGCCAAGCUACGCCAUGACAGGCCUGUAUGCGCAGGCACCAGCCUCCUUCGACGGUUUCUAUUAUUACUUAGGUUACAUGCUGGUCUACUUAAUAAGCAUACAAAUGUUAUGUCGAGCGACAAUAUUCAUUGUGCCAAUGGAGAAGACUGCAGCUAUCAUAUCAGGGUUCUGCUUGCUACUAAGCACGUUGGUCAAUGGCGUGAUGAUACACGAACGGGAUUUGCCGUACUACGUCACGUGGCUACAGUAUGUGUCUCCUUCGAGAUGGACGAUCCCAGAAUUAUUGGGAAGAGAACUGAGUGAAGUUGCCUUGAGGAGCAGUAUUAGUAAGGAUGUGAGGUGUCCUAAUAAACAAAGACCAUACCAAGACAUAAUAGUACAAUCGCCGUGCCCCCCUCCAAACGGCACACAAGUACUGUCAAACUUCGAGUACAUUCGCUCCGACCAUCUCUGGGAGUGGACAGACGAGUCCUUCCUCAUAGCUCUGGCUAUAUUCUACGCAGUCUUCGCUUUUGUGGCCUUAGUGGCUUUUGUAGCCGACUGUACCAAGUACACGAAGAGAAAAGACCUCACGUCUAGGAAAGGGCAUAAAGUUAGUGUUAAUACUCCUUGAAUUUAGACUGUUUAGUUAAUGGGAUUUUUUUCUGGUUUGGGACGUGCCUCGUGUUUGAGAGAUAUAGAGUUAUACUGAACGUAUAGUCAUCUCUUUUCUGGGAGGUAUUUUAAAAUGUUGCAGAUUAUAGUUAUUUUAGUUUCAGAAAGCUAAAUCUAUUUGAAAUGAUUUGUGAUUAAGAAUAUAAAAGUCGAACAAUGUACAAAAGUAUGAAUUGUCAUAAUAAAAUUAUAUUAUUAGGAGUAUAAUCAAUUAUGAAGUUGAAUUAAAAGGCUGACUGUAGGUCUUCCGUCCAAUUGUUAAGGGUUUAUAUAUAUUUUGUCUAUGAUCUACAGUGGAUAGAAUUAGGAUUGUGUUAGUGGGUUAAAUAGGAUCCCAGAGGACCUAAAAUACUAGAUUCUAUAGAUAAAGGAAACCUUAAAAAAUAAAUACAUAACAACUUCUAUUCAUUCCACUACCUUAUUUAGUUAAUUAAAAUAAACUUAGAAAUAAAGCCAUUUCUAUAUAGACGAAUAAACAUCUAUCAAUUGCUUUGAUACUUAGCUUUUCCUUCUCUACCUCUUUGUUAGUAGAAAAGUAAAAAAGUGGCAAUACCAUUUGGUAAUAUGGUAAUGUUGCUAACAAUAUAGACUUUGAACUACAAUGCGUGCCUUGUACAUAAAUCUAGAUAUAGAAUCUGCAUAAUACAUACUAAGGUAAAUUGAGUAAUUAGUUUAUCAAAUAUGUACACAGACGCACAUUUAAAAUUUAGGCCAAUUUCUCGUUCACAAAUAUAUCAAAAAAGUUCCAUUACGAAUAUUAGUCACUUAGCCAAACCCACUGAUUUAAUGUUACCCCGGUUUAUUGAAAAAACAAAACUGAUUUUGUGCUCAUAUGAAAAUCGAUCGAGAAAAAUGUAGAUAGGAUUUAUUAAACUCUUAGGUGUUGUAAACAUUUGUUCAAGAAGGUCUUAUUUCCAGACCUUUUUGUCAAAUUAGUUUUAAAGUGAAGCCAUAUCACUUAAUAUUAAAAAUUAUUCUUAAGUUACCUUAACGUCAAACUAUAAAAUUAAAUAAUGUAAUAAUAAAAAUAGUAAUUUAAUGA
Helicoverpa zea (corn earworm) is the source of this 4211-nucleotide messenger RNA. RefSeq names its product ATP-binding cassette sub-family G member 8. NCBI's taxonomy places the organism in Eukaryota, Metazoa, Arthropoda, Insecta, Lepidoptera, Noctuidae. Gene Ontology annotation, molecular function: ATP binding; ATP hydrolysis activity; ABC-type transporter activity. Gene Ontology annotation, cellular component: plasma membrane. The coding region runs from base 384 to 3128 and encodes 914 amino acids. The record is from RefSeq and is a predicted model, not a curated record. The transcript has 20 exons.